This is a messenger RNA of Paramisgurnus dabryanus, 5895 nucleotides long. RefSeq names its product kinesin family member 20Ba (gene kif20ba). Gene Ontology annotation, biological process: mitotic spindle assembly; microtubule-based movement; spindle elongation. Gene Ontology annotation, molecular function: ATP binding; plus-end-directed microtubule motor activity; microtubule binding. The record is from RefSeq and is a predicted model, not a curated record. Gene Ontology annotation, cellular component: spindle microtubule; mitotic spindle; nucleus. NCBI's taxonomy places the organism in Eukaryota, Metazoa, Chordata, Actinopteri, Cypriniformes, Cobitidae.
AUGCAGCGCCAUGUAAAUGCUGCGCAUUUGUAACGCCACUAUGAAGUUCUCGAGCGCGAGUUCCCAGCAGCCUUUGCCGUUGGUUUCGUUCAUCCGAUUGGAGGAAUUUGAAAAUAACUACGCGCGGCUGUUUGGGAGAUGAGACGACACAAAUAAACUCUGUCAACGAAGUCGGAAAUAAUAUUAUACACAGUUUAUCCUCCGACAGCCCUCAGGAUGAUGGAGUCGGGGCUAAAGGACGAAACGUUAAUACCUGGGAUGAUAGAAGUGGAAGAUCUAAAGAGAAAUUUAUCUUCCGAGUUCAGUGAGUGUUCAGAUUUCCAGGAUCCGACUGACCUGGAGAAGGAACAUUUGAAGGUCUAUCUUAGGAUAAGACCAUUUUCAGCAGCUGAGAUUGAGAAUGGAGAAUCACAGGACUGUGUGGCCAUGCAGCCUCCGGAGACUGUGCUUUUAAAAGCACCACGAACAUCGCUCCCUGCCAGACUCAGUGAUAAAACAGUUCCUGUUACAGCUCAACGUUUCCAGUUCUCUAAGGUUUAUGGUCCAGACACAACGCAGAAGGAGAUGUUUGAUGGUACAGUGAAGAGCCUUGUCCAGCAUGUGCUUGAGGGACAGAACUCUCUGGUGUUUACGUACGGUGUCACCAAUGCAGGGAAGACCUUCACCUUUUUAGGUCCAGAUAAUGAUCCAGGAAUCCUUCCUCGUUCCCUCAGCAUGAUCUUUGGCAGUUUAGAGGGCCACAUUUUUAACCAAAUGUGCCUGAAACCUCAAAGGUGCAGAGAUUUUAUCAGGCUUACCAAAAAACAGGAAAGUGAAGAAGAAAUCGCCAAGCGUAAUCUACUUAAGCUCUACAAAGAGACUGAUGCUCAGAAGAACUCGUCUUGCCAAAGCUCAAAAUCUGAUCUUGAGGAUGGUUCUUCUUUGUGUGAUAUUAGCACUGGAUCGAAUGAGAAAAGUUUGGCUCUGGACAUGGACAUUCACACUAAGUUUUCUGUUUGGGUUUCGUUCUACGAAAUCUACAACGAGAAUAUUCACGAUUUGCUGGAACACCAAGCGAACAAUGCCUCACGCAGAAUAAACCUCCGUCUUUGUCAGGACGUCAAAGGCAACUCAUUCAUCAAAGAUCUGAAGUGGGUGCAGGUGAGCAGUGCUGAUGAAGCGUUUAAAGUGAUGAAACUAGGCAAGAGGAAUCAGAGCAUAUCCAGCACCAAACUCAACCUUCUAUCCAGCAGAAGUCACAGUAUUUUCUCAGUCCGGAUCCUGAAAGUUGAGGAUGUUGGAAUACCCAGAGUGGAAUCAGUUAGCGAGCUGGCACUGUGUGAUCUGGCCGGGUCCGAGCGGUGUGCUAAAACCCAGAAUAUAGGUGAUCGUCUGAAAGAGGCAGGAAACAUCAACACCUCACUGCUUAGCUUGGGAAAAUGCAUCAAUGCACUUCGAAAUAGCCAACAGUCCAGACAGCACAUUCCGUUUAGAGAGAGUAAACUCACUCACUAUCUGCAGGGCUAUUUCACUGGCCGAGGUAAAGCCUGCAUGAUUGUAAACAUUAACCAAUGCGCAUCCAUGUAUGAUGAGACCCUCAACGUACUCAAGUUCUCUGCUGUGGCACAGAAGGUGGUGGUCCUCACCCCCAUUGCUGUUCCAGUGGUGGUGAAGAGGAGUGCCAGAGAAGUGUCCUUCAUCAUCAAUAAUGUUGAUCGCCGGCAACUGCGACGCAGCUCACUGGUGGGGUGGGACCCCAGCCUUGAGGAUGUCCAGGAAGAUUCUGACACUGAGGAGGGGGAUGAAGAGGAAAGUGAAGUGGAGAACACUAUACUGGACAUUGAAGAGGAGGGGAAUGACACAAUUCUGCUUGAUAAAGAGAUUUAUGAGACUAUCGAGGCACGUGUUCGAGAAGACAUCGCGCAAGAUUUAUCUGAGCUCAUCUCCCAGAUGCAGGAGGAUUACAGCGAGCGCAUUUCCAGAGAGAGGGAGUUAAUUGAGGAACGGUGCGAACGGAGAUUGGAAAUUUUCAAAAACCUAGUGGGAAAAACAGCCAUGGAAGAUGGCCAUGUGGAUUCAGCAGGGACCAAAUCAGAGGAGGAGACCCAUGGAUCUCUGGACAACAUGCUUGACUCUAUUAGUACUGACCUGGUUGGAAUCAGAAAAGUUGCUCAGGCUGCCCAGUCCUGCCUGGUGACCUCUGACCCCUCUGUGACACUACAUGACCUUGAGAAGAAGGUCAUUGAACUCUCAAAACAGCUCAGUGAGGCUCAGAGUCAACUGUCACUCAAAACACACGAGCUGGAGACCCAGAGUCAACUCUCAGAUGAACUGGAAGAGAUGAAGAAGACACUGGAGAGCCACAAGCGAAGGCAAUCAGAGCUGAGUGAAAUCUGCAGCCAGAAAGACGAGAUUAUCUCCAAACUCCAGAAAGCUUUGGACCAACAUGAAGAAAGUACUGCUAAGGAUAGAUCUCAGAUCGACUCCAUCAAAAAGGAGAUUAGUCAUCUCAAGACUAAUUGCACAUGUUCGGACAAGAUGCCCAGCUCCCGGUUAGAAAGCAGAAAGCGACGUCAAGAAGGGGAGGGGCUUGAUGGGCAGCCCCCUCUAAAGAAAGGUCCCCUGGAGGACUUGACAGUCCAAGAAGACACUGGAGAUAAUGGAUGUCAAGACUCCGCCCACCUUGAGGUCAAAGGUCAGCUUGAAUGUUGUCAUAUUGAAUCGAGACAGAAAGAUAAGCGGAUCACAGAUCUGGAGCAGGAAUGCCACACUUUGAAAGUCUGCAUUGAGGAGUUAAAAUCUAAGCUGGAGGAAACAAGUUUAGAGGAGCAUUUUCAACAAAAGAAGGAUUACAAAAGCGAAACAAAGCUAGCAUCUGUGGAGACCAAACCUAUGAUGAGAGUAAUAGAUCAAAGCAAUUUGAAGGCAAAGGUUGUAUCCAUGGAGACCAGCCACAGCAACACUACACUUUUAGAAAGUGUUUAUCAAGAACUGGCUACUGCGAAGUCCCUAAUAACUAAGCAGGAUCAUGAAAUGGGAGAAAAGAACAAACUCAUUAAAACACUUGAACAGGAAAUUACACAACUGAAACAGGAAGUUGAAAACUUUGCAGUGCUGCAAAGGGACUUCAAGCUUUGUCAUGAGAAGUUGACAGCCACACAACAGGAGAGUGAGAGAAAAUGCGAGAGAAUAAAGAUCCCUGAAAACCAACUAAAUAAGCUUCAUUCCACUUCUUCCUCUGAAAACCUAUCAGCUGGUAAUGAUAACCUCAAUAACGUCAACUUUGAAGUCACAACCCUUCAUGGGGUCAUUGCUGAGCUGGAGGAGAAGGUAAAAUGCCUACAAAAAGAGAAGGAAGUCAGAGACGUGGAGAAAGAAGUGGGGAAGUCUCAGCUGAAGAAGCUUGAUGAUGUUGUAUCUAAAAACAAGGAGCUUGAUGAUAAGAUCAAUUUCACACAGGAGGCCAGUCUGGUAGAGAAGGAGAAAGCCCUAGCAUUAAAGGAGGCUCAGCUCUCAGCCCUGCAGAAGAGUCUCAAAGAAGCUCAGGAGCGUCUGGAAGAAGAGGAGAUGCAGGCGGUGCAGGAGGCUCGCAAGAGAGAGGUGGAGAGGAGGAGAGAGCUGUUGGCUGUGGCAGAGGAGGCCAUUGCUCAGAAAGAUGCAGAACUGCAGAAGAGACAAGAAGAGAUUAACCGGUUGAAGGAAGAGAUUAAAGCUAGCGAGCAAAAGGUGAAGAAUCUGACAGUCGACCUGCGCAGGAAAGACGAUGAUUCAUCAGAUAUUCGGGAGAAACUUUGCGACUCAAAAAAGCAGAUACAGCAGGUGCAGAAAGAGAUCUCUUCAAUGCGCGAUUCAGAAAAAUCUUUAAGACUGAAGCUCAGCGAUUUAGAAAAGAUUAAAUUGCAACUUCAGAAUGAGAUCGCGAGCAGGGACCGUGUCAUCCAACAGCUGAAAGCCGAACGAUCUUCUAAUUCCAAAUCAGAAGAACAUCUGUUACUCCAUCAAAAAGCAUCUAAUGAUUUGCAGGAGCGUGAGCGUGUUAUAGAAGACAUGCGCUUGGCUCUGACAGAACAAGAAGAAACGCAGACACAGUUGGAUCUGGAGUUAGAAAACAGAGAGGCUCAGAUAAAUGAGCUCACACAGGAGCUAGAGAGGUGGAGAGAAAUGAUGCCCGACCAGGGUAACAGGAGAGUUCCGAGACCCGCAUCUGAUGACCUUGUACAGACCAGACGAGAGAGAGAUCAAGCCCAGGAGAGCUUACACUUGGCUAAUGAGAAGCACCUGGCAGAACGCAGGAAGUGGAUGGAGGAGAAAUUGGUUCUGAUUGGUCAAGCUAAAGAAGCUGAGGAAAGGAGGAACAAGGACAUGAGACGAUUUGCUGAUGAUCGGGAACGGCAUGUCCGGCAGCAGACCGAAAUGGAGUCUCUGGCCGCACAACUUUCAGCUCGUGACAAAGAGAUGGAAAGUUGGAGAAAGGAGAGAGACGCGCUUGUCUCAGCUCUUGAGGUUCAGCUAAAGAAGCUCAUCAUGUCCAAUGCUGAGAAAGAUAAACAGAUCCAGAUACUACAGUCCACUAACACCUCCCAGACACCAGAGGUCAAUGAGGACAGCCAAGUAGAGGCACUACAAGCAGAGCUGGAUGCAAAAGAUGCCGAGAUCCAGAAACUGAGAGAACCACCCAGGGUCAAUGUCUUGGAGAGCAGACACUCAUCCACGCAGACAAUGGAAGCAGAGUUCUCUGAUACAAAUCCUUUGAAUAGCAGUACCCUCAAAUACACUGGCAGGACCAGAGGAUCCGUCACCAGCCAGAGUUCAUCUGGUAGCUGUCCGUUGGUGCUAGAUUCAUCACAGAUUUCCACGGAUAUGGGGAGACGAUCUAGGUUUCCGCGGCCCGAGCUGGAAAUUUCCUUCAGCCCACUACAACCGGAUCGUUUUGCUCUCAAGCGGCAGGGAGAGGACUCAGCAGUCACUGUUAAAAUUCCCCGAACCACACGCAAGAGGAAGAGCGGAGAGAUGGAGAAGAGAAAGGGAGGCAGGAGUGCCGUGGUGAAAAAGAAACAUUUCGUUGAGCACAAACCUCAGGAUGGAUUAGAAAAUGAGAACGUCAGGAAUACAAGGACCAGAAACAAUCCUUGCCUAACACCUCAUAAGGAGGAGCCUGCAAAUUCCCAGGAAUCAAACUCUGGCCACAAAGGGAAAAAAGAUAAAACUCUUCAAAAGAUUGGAGAUUUUCUUCAAGGCUCUCCCACUUUUCUGGGUAGUAAAGCAAAGAGGAUCAUGGGAUUGAUGAGUGGAAAGUCCCCUGAUGGCGGAGGGUCCUCCUUAAAACUCAAAGCCAAACGUAUCAAACGAAAACAAGACAGACCUGACAUCUCCUCACCAAUGGACAUACCAGCCCACCAGAUCAUUGGUCGAUAUCCGGAGGGGAAAGAGAGUGAAAACCUUAUCAAAAAACGUCUUCGUACUAGGACCGGUAAAUGACCUCACACGAAGAAGCACAGUAACAAAAAGGAAAUAUUUAGCUCCCUGUAUUAUGUCUUUUUAAAAUGUUUUUUCUAUUUUGAGAUUUUUAAUCAAAUGUUUUUUGCACUUUUUACAUAUACAGUAUCAAUUGAUUAUUAGUUAAAUUCUUUUAUUUGUGUAUCAAAUAUGACGCGUAAUAUAUUAUGCUAAAACCAUAAUGAACACUAUUUUAACAAGCUUUUAUGGCACAGUUGAGUGUUAGUAUUUUUUAUGUAUUAAAGUAACUGUAGUUAAAGUAAAACAAGUUUUGCUGCUAGACUUAAAACGGACGAUCAGAAAUCACUACUGCACAUUUCUGAAACAGUUUAUUUUUGCUGUAAAUUUAAUACACGGUUUAAUAGUUUACAUGUGGUUAUGCUGCCCUGCAAAUAAAUGCCAAUCACUGUUUCUUCUUAA